AUGAUUAAUGGUACAGGAAAUCAUGAUAACAAGUUGAGCCAUUUUUGUGUCUCAUUACACGAGCACCAAGAGAGUGAUGGUAAGAAAAAGUCAUUAAAUUGGCCCAUUUUUCCCUCCAUCAACCCAACAUCGUCCGGACAUUUAACAAUGAAAAUAAAUGGAUGGAGGAAAGCACUUAAAGUCUUUUACAACAAUUUCAAAGCGAGACCUAAAACUCCUUCAUCUCCCGUCUAUAGUCUUGCUGGUUGGUGUGUUAGAGGUGUGAUGGUUGCCCAUUAA
Molecule: messenger RNA, 279 nt
Organism: Clunio marinus
Lineage: Eukaryota; Metazoa; Arthropoda; Insecta; Diptera; Chironomidae
Source: the annotation of a GenBank genome assembly